This is a messenger RNA of Gossypium arboreum, 1702 nucleotides long. RefSeq names its product CRS2-associated factor 2, mitochondrial-like. The record is from RefSeq and is a predicted model, not a curated record. Gene Ontology annotation, biological process: Group II intron splicing. The transcript is spliced from 5 exons. NCBI's taxonomy places the organism in Eukaryota, Viridiplantae, Streptophyta, Magnoliopsida, Malvales, Malvaceae. Gene Ontology annotation, molecular function: RNA binding. Bases 111 to 1127 code for a protein of 338 amino acids.
AAUAUCCCUCUUUGAUUUGUUACUUCUAAAAAUCACCCCCUUCCUCUUUCAAGUUCUGUUUUCCAUUUCCAGGACUGGCAUUACCCACCAAUUUUUCUUCUUCCAGCGCAAUGCAUAAGCUCCUUUCACGUCCACUCUCGAAUCCCCCAAAACACUCCUUCUCUUGCUUCUUCUCCCACUCUGUUUCCAAAACCACUUACGACCCUCCAUUUUCCCCUAUUUCCAAACCUCCAAAACCCAAACCAAAGCCACCCGACCCAUCCCCAAACCGGAACCCGACUCCUAUAAAGUCAAGCCUCCCAUUUGACUUCAGGCACUCCUACUCUGAAACCGACCCGACACUCGAACCCAUCGGGUUCCGAGAGCCAAAGAGGUUUUCUCCUUUUGGACCUGGAAGGCUUGAUAGGGAAUGGACCGGGACUUCAGCGCCGGUCCGAGAUGAAGUGGGUAGUUGUUUGGUCGAAGAGGAGAGGAUACGGGUUCUUGGUGACCCGCUUACAGAGGAGGAAAUCGAGGAAUUGGUUGAAAAGUAUAGGCAUAGUGAUUGCGCUCGGCAAAUCAAUCUGGGGAAGAAUGGGGUCACGCACAACAUGUUGGAUGACAUUCAUAAUCAUUGGAAGAGAGCUGAAGCUGUAAGGAUCAAGUGUUUGGGAGUACCAACUCUAGAUAUGGACAAUGUUUGCUUUCACCUUGAGGAAAAAUCUGGGGGGAAAAUCAUCUACCGCCACAUAAAUAUCCUCAUUUUGUAUAGGGGUCGAAACUAUGAUCCCCAAAACCGACCAGUUAUACCUCUUAUGCUAUGGAAGCCUUAUGCUCCUAUAUAUCCGAAGCUUGUGAAAAACGUUGCUGAUGGCCUGACAUUCGAAGAAACCAUGGAAAUGAGAAAUAGAGGACUCCACUCUCCUGCUCUUAUGAAACUCACGAGGAAUGGAGUGUAUGUAAACAUGGUAGCCAGGGUCCGGGAGGCAUUCGAGACUGAGGAGGUGAUUAGACUAGACUGCACCCAUGUUGGUACGAGUGACUGCAAAAGGAUUGGUGUAAAGCUAAGGGACUUGGUUCCUUGUGUACCUAUUUUGUUCAAGGAUGAACAAAUUAUACUCUGGAGGGGAAAGAGAGAUAAGGAAUGAAACUCUGACAUUUCUGAUGCCAAUGAGAAAUCUUCGGGUAUUUAGUUCAGUUUCCGAACCGGAAAUCUGAUGCGGUAAUGAAUUGGGCUAUCAUUUAUUUAUGCUUCCAGGCCAACGAUUGUUGGAUAGGCUGCUUGUUGAUUCUGUUGCCUGGAAAAGCUAUCGUUGCUGAUGAAAAUCAAUGUUCCAGUUCGUUUAAGCAACUUAUUGUCAUCACCUGUUUGCAUUGGUGCAUCCAUCGGGUUGCAUUUCGAACGUCAGGUAGUCUGUUUACAAGUUUGUAAUUGUCCUGAAAUUUAAAAUCAGUCUUCAUUUUUCAGGAAAAAAACUCCAGUCUUCAUAAUGUAAAAAAAAAAAAAAAAGGUACAUUUUUGGGAAGUUUGUUGCAAAGGUAUCUUUCGUUAACUGAAACAAUGGAAUGAAAGAAUUUUGUGCACUAAUCCCUUUAUUUUUGUGGCUACGGCAGACACUUUGUUCUAUAUGAGAAUCUGUCUGGAGCACUUUUCCAUUUGUAAAAUGGUUAAAUAUGUUGUUUAUUUGACUGUAAUGCAUCUUAGAUAGAGUGUGAUGUGAAA